This is a messenger RNA of Abrus precatorius (Indian licorice), 2975 nucleotides long. RefSeq names its product protein RRP6-like 2. NCBI's taxonomy places the organism in Eukaryota, Viridiplantae, Streptophyta, Magnoliopsida, Fabales, Fabaceae. Gene Ontology annotation, molecular function: nucleic acid binding; 3'-5'-RNA exonuclease activity; nucleotide binding. The coding region runs from base 165 to 2837 and encodes 890 amino acids. The record is from RefSeq and is a predicted model, not a curated record. Gene Ontology annotation, cellular component: nuclear exosome (RNase complex); nucleolus. The transcript has 15 exons. Gene Ontology annotation, biological process: nuclear polyadenylation-dependent snRNA catabolic process; exonucleolytic trimming to generate mature 3'-end of 5.8S rRNA from tricistronic rRNA transcript (SSU-rRNA, 5.8S rRNA, LSU-rRNA); nuclear polyadenylation-dependent snoRNA catabolic process.
AACCCUUUUUUGGUUUCGGAAAGAUUCCCAUUCUCGCUUUUAUGUUUCAGUUCAGAGCAAAACGCAGUGCUCAGCAAUGAUGUCGACGCACAUAAAAUCCUAAAACCCUAACCCUAAGAAAAAAUCCCCAAUCUUCACUACCCUCGAUCGAUCUCCACGACGCCAUGGAUGUCGAUCACGAUCAACCUCACACCGCCGCCAACGCCCAGGCGCUGCAGACCCUAACGGCGGGUCCUCUCUCCUCGUCGGUGGCGAAGCUCGCCGCAUCGUCGCGGUGCAUCCCUUCCGACAAGGACUUUCACUUCUACCGUAACUUCGAGGAGUUCAAGGUCCCCGUGGAGGAAAUCGCGCGGGAAUCCCGGUCGAUGCUGGAGGCUAUUGGCGUUGCUGCGGCGGCACACGGUGCAUUCCCCGUCGACGUUGAUGACGCCUAUGACUGGCUUGUGAACGUGAACGACGACAUUUUGGAGCGGUUUGAUGCUUCUGCCGACGAGUUUCGGAAGGUUCGGCAGCAGGAGGAGGAAACUGGGCGUCCGGCGAAGCAUUUGAUGGAGGAAGACGGGUUUCAAUUGGUUUCUGGGAGGAAGAAGAAAGGGGGAAGAGGGAGCGUGACGGCGACAGUGACAACUGAUUCCGAGACAAAGACGGGUUCGGCUUUGGCGAUGCCUGGAGUUACAGUGGCAACGAAGGAUAAGAAGACCACAGGGCCAAGACCAAAGGUUCCGUUUCAUAUACCAACGAUUCCGAGGCCGCAGGAUGAGUACAGCAUAGUGGUUAAUAAUGCUAACAUGCCUUUUGAGCAUGUGUGGUUGCAGAGGAGUGAUGAUGGACUGAGGUUUAUUCAUCCACUGGAAAAGCUCUCUGUUUUGGAUUUUGUUGAUACAAAUGUUGGGGACGUUGUGCCAAUGAAGCCACCCUCUAUAGAAAGCACACCUUUCAAGCUUGUGGAGGAAGUCAAAGAUUUGAAGGAGUUGGCUGCUAAGCUGCGUUCUGUUAAUGAAUUUGCGGUUGAUUUGGAGCAUAAUCAAUAUCGGUCUUUUCAAGGUUUGACUUGCUUGAUGCAAAUCUCAACAAGAACUGAAGAUUUUGUUGUUGACACAUUGAAACUACGUAUUCAUGUUGGGCCCUAUCUUAGGGAAGUCUUCAAGGACCCUGCCAAAAGGAAGGUCAUGCAUGGUGCGGAUCGAGACAUUGUGUGGCUUCAACGAGACUUUGGCAUUUAUGUUUGUAAUUUGUUUGAUACUCACCAGGCAUCAAAGCUGUUAAAUUUGGAGAGAAAUAGUUUGGAGUAUAUUCUGCAUCAUUUUUGUGAAGUUACUGCAAACAAAGAGUACCAGAAUGCAGACUGGAGACUACGCCCACUUCCUGAUGAGAUGCUAAGAUAUGCCAGAGAAGAUACACACUAUUUGCUGUAUAUAUAUGAUUUAAUGAGGACUAAGUUAUUUGCUUUGUCGAAGGAUUCUGAAAAUUCUAAGUCUUCCGACACUCCUUUGGUGGAGGUCUACAAGCGGAGUUAUGAUGUCUGCAUGCAGCUAUAUGAAAAAGAACUUCUGACAGAGAACUCCUAUGUUCAUAUUUAUGGGUUGCAAGGGGCUGAUUUCAAUGCUCAUCAGCUUGCUAUUGUUUCUGGUCUAUGCGAAUGGCGGGAUAUUGUUGCCCGGGCAGAGGAUGAGAGUACAGGAUAUGUAUUGCCAAAUAAAUCUCUUCUUGAAAUUGCUAAGCAGAUGCCUCUCACUACAAGCAAGCUACGGCGAUUGGUGAAGUCAAAACACCCAUAUGUUGAACACAAUCUUGAUACUGUUGUCAACAUUAUUAGGCAUUCUAUUCAGAAUGCUGCUGCAUUUGAAGAAGAUGCUCAACAAUUGAAAGGACAGGCUUACGCUGCAUCGAAUGUAGUACUCAUUACAGAUGGAACUGAAGAUACUCAAUCCCGUACACAAAAUUUAAAGGAAUCUUCUCAGCAUCAAGAUACGAAUGUACCAAUACAAAUUAAGUCCAAUAGUCUUACAUCUGAGCUUCCAAGAGACAGUCUCGCAAUUUCAGAGCAGAGUAAGGAUGCAAAUGUUGGUGCACUUUCUACAGCAAAGGGAAAUGGAGCAACUGUUCAACUGCUAAAAAAGCCUUCUGGUGCUUUUGGGGCGCUGCUGGGGAAUUCGGCUUCAAAGAGGAAGCUUGGUCCUGAUAAGGGCAAGGAAGAGAUGAAGCUAGAGCAGAUUAGAUCUUCAGUUAGCCUUCCUUUCCAUUCUUUUUUGGGAAGCAAUGAGAAGUCAGAACCUUUAGUGAAAACUCCUAGUGUAGCAUCUGAAACAUCAGAACCGCCGAAACUUGUUUUUGAUCCAGUUUCUGCCUCCACUCUAGAUGAGAUUAUAAAGUUAGAUUCUAAUACAGGCGCAGAGGAUACGGAGCAGAAUAACUUAGAGAACUCCAAUGAUGGUCACAGGGAGAAAAGUUAUGUUGUGUCCACUUCAGGGAAAGAGGAUGAAGACGAACCAGUGUCUCUCUCAGAAUUGUCAUCAAACUUCCAAAAAUGCUUUCAUUCAAAUGAUCAAAGUAAUAAAACCAGACAGCCCAAGAAAACUGAACAGCCCAGUGGCAUAUUGCAGCUGAAGCCUUUUGAUUAUGAAGCUGCUAGGAAACAUGUUAAGUUUGGAGAAGACAAAACGCAUGCAUCUUCCCAGAGUUGUGAUGGUCAUAUGGAGAUGGAGGAUUCAGGUAGCAAGAAGCAGCGUUCAACCAUAGGACAGGGACCAGCAAGUGAUUUGACUAAACAACUGCCACAAGGUAGAAGACGGCAGGCAUUUCCUGCUUCUGGGAAUCGUAGUUCAACAUUCCGCUGAGGCAAUGAAAAUAUAGAUGUCAUGUACAAAAUAAACGAGAAAGCCAGAAACAAUUUUGCAUAGUGUUAAAUCCAAGUUAAACAAGAUUAUAUACAUCUCUUAAGUUUACAUCUUAUGAUUAUAAUUUUGCAUAUUCUC